AUGAAUUAUAAUUUUAAUGAUUUAGAUAUUGGAAAUUAUUUUAAAGAUGGUGUAGAAAUAUUCGUCCAAAUUGACGACCCUCCAUCACAACGUCCUAAAAUGGUCAAAUUAUAUCGAGAUGAUGAUUUAUCAAAAAUUCGUGGAAUACUCCAAAAAAAAAUAGAAAUGAACGAUACAUUAUUAUUUGCGAAAAAAAACAAUAGACUUUUGGCUGAAAUUCUAAGAAAUGAAGAAAUAUAUAAUAAAUUAAAUGAAAUUUUAGAUGGUAAUAUUCUAUACUUGGUGAAAAAUUCAAUUCCUGAUUGGAAAUUUUUAAACGUAAAGCGUAAUUUAGAUUAUGGACGCACUGUAACUCUUGAUGGAAUUAAAAUAGCAAAAAAGAGAGCAUUUGAAAUGAAGCAAUGUAAAAUUACUGAAUCGGAUAAAUGUAAAAACGGAAAAAUUGAAUUUAGUACAUAUGAAAAUUGGGUGAAGGAAACAAAUUUAUUUUUUACCAACGAUAUGUAUGUAGAGAAUUUAGUUAAGUUAGAAGUAAAAUUUGAAAUGGAACAAAAUAAAAGUUUUAAAUUUGGAAUCAAUUCAUUUUAUAAUUAUACAGAACAUGGUAAAGCUUCUUUAGAAUUCAGCGAACAUUUAGAACCAACUGCGGAUUUUAUUAAUGCAGUAGAAUAUGCUAUAGAAUCUAGAAACCCGGAAAAUUUUAAGCAAAUAACUGAAGAAUAUGGUCAAUUCAUUCCAAUUGAAGUUAUUUUGGGCGGAAGAGCUUACUAUGAGGGGCAUAAGGUUUUAAAGGAAUAUUCUGAAGUAAAGGCUAACAAAGGUUCUAUAAAUAUAAGUGGUGGACCAAUAGAGAACAGAAUAGGAAUUGAUUCCACAAUUUCAAAAGGAAAAUCUAAUUCCUAUCAACAUGAGUGCACAAAAAUUAUUGGAGGACAAGAACCUGAAAGUAUUGGAAAUUUUGACGAAAAAGCUUGGGUUAAAUCUUUAAAAGAUUUUCGAAAUUGGGAUUGCAUAGAAUUCAAAAAUCCAAUUAGUAUCUUUCAACCCUUGUCUGAAAAAUUACGUAAACGAAUAAUUUUAUCUUUAGGGAAAAAAAUUCAUUAUUCAACAAUUAAUAACACUGAAUGUAAUUUUGUGAAAUUGGGAGAACCAUUCAUGUAUGAAUUACGCAUCCCGCAUCAUAUUUCAACUAUAAUUCACAACCAGGAUGCUGAUUGUAAUAUUUUUGCAACUGUUAUUGAUGCUGAGGAGAAUGCUUUUAACUGUCAAAUACUUUGUCCUCCAAAUGCAAAACCAAAUCUCCUAAUUUAUUGUAUUCAAGAAAGGUUUAGAGAACAGAAAUGUAAAUUGAAAAUUGGAUGGAUGGUUAUUGGUUACUAUACAGAUUUGAAUUUUAUUCUUUCGGAAUUUGAUGAUAUGCAAUUAAAAAUCAUUAAAAACGAUCUUAAUGCAACAUCUGAAACACAUUAUAGCGAGCACUUAAAUUUUGAUUGUAUUUCAUUUAGCGGUAAUGUUCCUUGUAUUGGAAUUCCUGUGCUAAAGACAUUGGACUUUUCAAAAAUUUCUCAUGUCAUCGGACAUCGCUUUUUCAAUGUUCAGGAAGAAAAUAAAGUUGGAUCAUACACAUUUUCUUAUAGUUUGAAGGAACAUAUUUGCGUCAAACUACCCAAAUUUACGUUUUAUACACUCAUCAUUUCAAAUUAUCAUGAUCCUAAAGCCUAUGGCAUAUCCCCUUGCAGACGUAGUACUAUUAUUAAUAGGAUAAGAAACACACUUACUAGAACUAAUCCUUCAACUAAGUUAAAUCCAAAAUAUGUUAGUUUGUUUCUCACGGCAGAAAAUAAUUAUGGUCCAAUUUUUCCGAGACAAAUAUCUAACAAAGUCGAAUAUAUAAAUAUUAGCUGUGAUCACAAUUCUUGUACUUGUAGAAAUAAUGUAUUAAAUAUGACGGAGAAUUUGAAAUAUGCAUUCUUUGAUCCAGAAAAAG
Molecule: messenger RNA, 1987 nt
Organism: Funneliformis geosporum
Lineage: Eukaryota; Fungi; Glomeromycota; Glomeromycetes; Glomerales; Glomeraceae
Source: the annotation of a GenBank genome assembly